GAAUAGCGGCCAUCGCGAUAUGCGCGUUGUAAAUCCUUCUAGUUUUUGUCAUUGAUUCGUUAAAGCUGUGGAUUCAUCAAGUUUUUCUAAAGAAAAUGUUGACUGCGCUGGGUCACAUCCAGCUGCUGCGCUUUGUCGGCCCAGCUGUUGUUGUUUUUGGUGUUGCACCGUAUUACUUAAUAACUUGGCUUGCAUGGCGACUCGCUUCACUGCCUCUGUCUAGGCGCGUCUUCGAACGAGGAGAUGAGAUUAUGUACGACUCGUAUCAAUCGCUUAUCUGCUUCUUCUUUGAGACCUUAACGGGAGCUGAGGUUAUCCUUUAUGGUGAUCAAAUUCCAUGGAAUAAACAGGAAAAUGUGAUUGUGAUAUGUAACCAUCAAAGUUCAGUGGACUGGAUAAUCACUGAUUUCCUUGCUGUCAGGCAAGGUUCUUUGGGAAGACUUCGCUACAUUCUGAAGAACGGGUUGAAAUAUUUCCCUUUAUAUGGUUUCUACUUUGCUCAGCAUUCGUGUAUAUAUGUUAAACGCAGUGGGGCAAAAGACCAAGAUUACAUUGCUAGGAAACUUACAGAGAUGAAGGCUCGAAAUCUACCUAUGUGGUUAGUCAUUUUUCCAGAAGGCACACGAUAUAAUGUAAAUAAUAAAGCAGUGAUUGAAAAAAGUCAAGCAUUUGCAACUGAACAAGGACUCCCAGUCUUAACUCAGGUACUUACCCCAAGAACAAAGGCUACUGAGGCCAGCUUCGAGGUUCUGUCUUCUGACUAUUUGGAUGCUGUUUAUGACUUCACUAUCACCUAUAGCAUGGCAAACGAGAAUCAUUUUCCUCGCAGACCAGCUCCAACUAUGUCUGAUUUCCUUAUUUCAAAAGGACAACAAGUCCAUGUAUACUGCCGAAGGCAUGAAGCUAGAGAUCUUCCCAAGGAUAGUGAAGGAAGAAAAUCCUGGAUCCACCAAACCUUUGCAGAGAAAGACAGAAUUUUGAAUAAAUUUUACCAAGAAGAUGGAAAAAUGCCUGGGGUUCCACGGAGGAGGAGGUUACCAUGGACAAGAACUUUCCCAUAUUUUGUGUUUUGGAUGGCAACACUUUUGCCAUUUGUAAUGACAAAAUGGGGGCGAUCAGCUUACUGGAAGAUGUGGCUUGUCACAAGCUUUGGAUCAGUAUCUUAUAUGAUGUUCUUGUUUGGGAAAGUUCAGCGGUGAAAUAUGAAGACAACACAUGUUUGCACAUUGAGAAAACCUGAUACGAGUGUCCGGGUUUCAUCAGCCAUAUUGCAAGUGCUAGUCUCCGAAAUCUGUUUUUACAGGGUUCAUACAGUCCUGGGAAAACCUGGAAAUUCUUGGACUUCUGUGAAAGAGUUUUCAAAGACCUGAAAGUCUUCUAAAAAGAUUAUCAGUCCUGGAAAGACCUAAAAUGUAGAAUUUGGUAUUAAAUCAAGAUGGUUGAUAUUUAACAUGUACAUUUUUCUUUAUUCCCAUCAGCUGUCAUCUUGAUAUUGCAUGGAGAAAUUUAGUCAAUCUUGAGAAUUUAAGGGUUAAUGGAAUCUCUGGAGCCCUGGAAAAAACAUUGUCAGCCUUGGAAAAUUGUUUCUGAAAAUAGGUAGAUAGCUUGUUUUCAGGGUGGAUAUUUCCAUUUGACCCCAUCCUAUCACAGCAUGCUGACCCAGCCGCCUUGCAAUUCUCUUUGUUUUGAAGCCAGUGAACCUUUCACCAGUCAGGGCAGAAAGUUUAAAUCAUCAGUGAAGUCAAUGGGCAGAAUCUUUCGAAGCAUUUUAUGUUUGAUGAAGUAUUCUACUGUUUUUUGACUUACAUUAAGUUGCAAAACAUCUCAAUUCCAAAUGCAAUUCUGUAAAUGUACCAAUAGAUGUUAGAAGUUUCACUAUCAAAUACCAUUUUCCCCUUCCUCUCUUAAAAAUUCCAAGUGCAAAAAAACUGUAUUUGAAUUAGAAGUUUAUUAACAAUCCAAGAAUGUGAUAUAUGUUCAAAAUGCUUAUACAACUUUUUAACUGCUAAAUUUAUGUAUAUGCAUGUAACAAUUUUAAAAACAAAUGAUUGCACUGUACAUAACAUGCAGUUAUCAGCAAAAAAACAGUAGUAUUAACAAGUUAACAACAAUGAGAAUGAUGGGAACUAUGCCUAAGUUCUUAAAGUAUGGUGCAAUGAUUGCUAUUGUACAUGUGCUGGGUAUUAGUGUAGAGUUCUUCAAGUUUGUAUGCCUGUUGUAUGUCUCCUGUAGAGUGCCUUGGAAUGCGUUUGAAUUGAGUGUUGUAAAAACAAAACUAAGUAAUAAAAAGGCAAAUAUGAACAAAAGUGAAAAAUUAACAAGAGGCAGAUCACAACUCGAAGUAAAAAAGAAGUAAAUGGCCUCAAGUGUAGGAAAAAAUACACAAGAAAAUUACAGCUAUUGAGUUCAACUAGACAGUUGAAGAUGAAGAAUUUUUGCAUUUGCUUUGGCCAUCAGAUGGAGUUGUGAGUUACAUUUGUCCUCAGUUUUCCUUUCCUUUGCCAUUUUCUUGUGAAAGCUGUGUUCCUACUUUACUUGGCACAACAUCUUCAGUCACUAUAGAUCUGAAAUGUAAGAAAAUAAAGUAAAUCUUGUGUAGAAUGAGAACCACAACACUUUAACCCCUAAACUCCCAAGAUUUCAUGAGUAAUUCUCCUUACUGUCUGCCAUACAAUUUAUGUGAUGAUAGUUUAGAGAAUUUGGAAUUGGAU
Messenger RNA from Pocillopora verrucosa, 2711 nucleotides. Its product is annotated as 1-acyl-sn-glycerol-3-phosphate acyltransferase epsilon-like. Gene Ontology annotation, cellular component: endomembrane system. NCBI's taxonomy places the organism in Eukaryota, Metazoa, Cnidaria, Anthozoa, Scleractinia, Pocilloporidae. Gene Ontology annotation, molecular function: acyltransferase activity. The record is from RefSeq and is a predicted model, not a curated record.